Molecule: messenger RNA, 1344 nt
Organism: Achroia grisella
Lineage: Eukaryota; Metazoa; Arthropoda; Insecta; Lepidoptera; Pyralidae
Exons: 2
Coding region: 28-1251 (407 amino acids)
Source: RefSeq, a predicted model, not a curated record
CUUUGUUAGUUAAGUCGCAAAAUAGAUAUGAAGCAGACCAUCUUAGGAGUGGCCUUUUGUCUCAUCAUAGGCUUUGGCGAUGCUUCAGUGAGAGUUCGACGUGGUUACGGCGCCCACGGUGGUGAUGGCGGUGGAGGUGGCGGAGGUGGCGGAUUCGGAUAUGGCGGAGGCGGAGGCGGAGGCGGUGGCGGAUUUGAAUUUGGCGACGACGACAGUGGCGAAAGUAGUUUUGAAAGUAUAGGAGCCGGUGUUGGCCAUAUAUUAAGCAAAUUACAAUCUGGAUUUCACCGUCUGGCAAAAGGAGGUUUGAGUGGAGGAGGAGCAGGUCUCGGCAGUGGAGGCCUUGGUGGAGAAAAUGAAAAGGUCAUUUUCUCCCAAUCUGACGAUGGAAAAUCUGGCGGCUUCGCUUUUCAUGGCACACUCGAUGGUGGUAAAGGAGGAUACGGCGGUGGUGGAGGAUACAGCGGCAGUGGAUUAGGCGGAGGUGGCGGAAGUGGAUUCGGAAGUGGCGCUGGAAAUGGAUUAGGUGGAGGCCAUGGAGGACAUUCAGGAAAUGGUGGAUUGGGCAGUGCUGGAGGUUAUGGAGGAGGCGGUGGUUUUGGCGGCGGAGCAGGUGGCGGCAAAGGAGGCGGCGGAUAUGGAGGACACGGUGGUUCUGACGUUGGCGGUAGCAGUGGAAGCGGAUCAAGCGGCGGUUAUGGCGGUGGCGCUGGGGGUGGAUUAGGCAGCGGUGGUGGUCAUGGGGGUUCUGAUGGAUUUGGAAGUGGCGGAGGACUUGGAGGAAGCAGUGGCCUAGGCGAUGGUCACGGAGGUGGCAGUGGCCUUGGCGGUGGACACGGAGGAGGCAGUGGACUUGGUGGAGGUCACAGCGGCGGUGGUGGCUAUGGAGGUAGCAUUGGCGGAAGCAACGGAGGUUCUGGAGGUCAUGGAGGUGGCGCUGGCGGUGGAUAUGGAGGUGGAUCCGGUGCAGGCCUUGGCUCCGGCGGUGGUAUUGGCGGAGGAUCAGGUGGAUUAGGAGGUUCCGGUUCCGGAGGACAUGGUGCAAGUCAUGGAGGCGCUGGAGGGUACGGCGGAGGAGCAGGCGGUGGUCUUGGUGGCGGAUCUGGGGAUCAUGGUGGCUCUAGCGGCUGCAGUUCGGGUUGUGGAGGAUCCGGAGGCUAUGGGAGUCAUGGAGGAUACGGUGCAUCAGGAGCGUACGCUGCAGCAGCUGCUAAAGCCUCAGCAUCAGCAGGCUCUGGUAGUUACGGAUAAUUAAUCAUCGUCGUUACAUACUAAUAUUUCAACGAUAAGCAUUCCCAAAUAAUAUAGGUUAUGAAAUGUUUACAUUUGGCCAUCUUAGUUAAU